AUGUGGGCUCUCCGUUCUGUGCUGUUGUUGCGGUCCGCGGCCGGGCGCGCCAUGUCGCAGGGACCCGCCCGCCGCCAGCGGCCGCCCAAGGACCUGCUGCGGCACCUGCGCACGCGGGAGAAGCGCGGCGCGGCGUGGGAGCCCGGGGGCCCGAACACCGUGUACCUGCAGGUGGUGGCGGCCGGCGGCCGGGAUGUGGGCGCGGCGCUCUACGUGUUUUCCGAGUAUAACCGGUACCUCUUCAACUGUGGAGAAGGCGUCCAGAGGCUCAUGCAGGAGCACAAGUUGAAGGUGGCUCGUUUGGAUAACAUAUUCCUGACCCGAAUGCACUGGUGUAAUGUGGGGGGGUUGUGUGGAAUGAUUCUUACCCUAAAGGAAACCGGGCUCCCAAAGUGUGUGCUUUCUGGACCCCCACAACUGGAAAAAUACCUAGAAGCUAUCAAGAUAUUUUCUGGUCCAUUGAAAGGAAUAGACCUGGCUGUGCGGCCCCACUCGGCACCAGAAUACAAGGAUGAGACCAUGACUGUCUUCCAGAUACCCAUAUACAGUGAGCAGAAGUGUGGAGAACGCCGGUCAUCUCAGAGUCCAGAACGACUCAGUCCAGGGCGGUCUUUGGAUUCCGGAUCUGCUGAAAAGGAGCAGCACCUUCCGGAUGGUAUUGGCCAGAAAAAGAGUGGCAGGGACCCCUCCUUGGUUGUAGCUUUCGUCUGUAAGCUUCAUGUGAAGAAGGGCAACUUCCUGGUGCUCAAAGCCAAGGAGCUGGGCCUGCCAGUUGGGACAGCUGCCAUCGCUCCCAUCAUUGCUGCAGUCAAGGGCGGGAAGAGCAUCACUUACGAGGGCAGAGAGAUUUUGCCUGAAGAGAUCUGUACUCCUCCGGAUCCUGGUCUUGCCUUUGUUGUGGUAGAAUGUCCGGACGAAGGAUUCAUUCAACCCAUCUGUGAGAACGCCACCUUCAAGAGGUACCAAGGAAAUGCCGAUGCCCCCGUGGCGCUCGUGGUGCACAUGGCCCCAGAGUGUGUGCUUGCGGACCCCAGAUACCAGCAGUGGAUGGAGAGGUUUGGGCCCGCCACCCAGCACCUGGUCCUGAACGAGAGCUGCUCAUCGGUCCACAAUCUCCGCAGCCACAAGAUCCAGACGCAGCUCAGCCUCAUCCACCCCACCAUCUUCCCCCCGCUCGCCACCCCCCACAGCCAGGAGGAACACCCUGCCUUCUUCCGUGUGCCCACGGUCCGGGGCGAAUGUCUCCUCAAGUAUCAGCUCCGUCCUCGGAGGGAGUGGCAGAGGGAUGCUGUUAUUGUCUGUAAUUCCGAUGAAUUCAUAGCCGAGGCCCUGGAGCUCCCCAAUUUCCAGGAAAGCGUUCAGGAAUACCGGGAGGCCGUGCAGGAUGGCCCAGCCCCAGCAGAGAAAAGAAGCCAGUAUCCAGAAAUCGUCUUCCUCGGAACAGGCUCUGCCAUCCCGAUGAAGAUUCGAAACGUCAGUGCCACGCUUGUCAACGUAAGCCCCGACAGGUCCCUGCUCCUGGACUGUGGCGAAGGCACGUUCGGGCAGCUGUGCCGUCACUACGGAGACGAGGUGGACAGGGUCCUGGGCACCCUCGCCGCCGUGUUCGUGUCCCACCUGCACGCGGAUCACCACACGGGCUUGCUGAAUAUUCUGCUGCAGAGAGAACGGGCUCUGGCGUCCCUGGGGAAGCCGUGUCCCCCGCUGCUGGUGGUCGCCCCGACCCAGCUCAAGGCCUGGCUCCAGCUGUACCACAACCAGUGCCAGCAGCUGCUGCAGCACGUGAGCCUGAUUCCCGCCAAGUGCCUUCAGAAAGGAGCGGAGGUCUCCAGCCCCGCGGUUGAAAGGCUGAUUGGUUCGCUGCUGGGAGCGUGUGACCUGGCAGAGUUUCAGACCUGCCUGGUCCGGCACUGCAAGCAUGCUUUCGGCUGCGCGCUGGUCCACACGUCCGGCUGGAAAGUGGUCUAUUCCGGGGACACCAUGCCCUGUGAGGCCCUGGUCCAGAUGGGGAAGGAUGCCACCCUCCUGAUACACGAGGCCACGCUGGAAGACGGCCUGGAGGAGGAGGCCGUGGAAAAGACACACAGCACUACCUCCCAGGCGAUUGGCGUGGGGGUGCGGAUGAACGCGGGGUUCACCAUGCUGAACCACUUCAGUCAGCGCUAUGCCAAGGUGCCGCUCUUCAGCCCCGACUUCAACGAGAAAGUGGGGAUUGCCUUUGACCACAUGAAGGUCAGCUUCGGGGACCUCCCGACAGUGCCCAAGCUGACCGCACCGCUCAAAGCCCUGUUUGCCGGCGACAUCGAGGAGAUGGAGGAGCGCAGGGAGAAGCGGGAGGUGCGGCUGGCGCGGACGGCCCUGCUGUCCAGGGAGCAGGCGGGUGGCCCCGAGGAUGGGACACCCCUGCAGAAACGGGCCCUCACGGAGCAGCCUCAGAACCCCCAGAGCAAGAAGGUCAGGGCCCAGUGA
Molecule: messenger RNA, 2469 nt
Organism: Odobenus rosmarus divergens (Pacific walrus)
Lineage: Eukaryota; Metazoa; Chordata; Mammalia; Carnivora; Odobenidae
Gene: ELAC2
Product: elaC homolog 2 (E. coli)
Exons: 24
Coding region: 1-2469 (822 amino acids)
Biological process (GO): mitochondrial tRNA 3'-end processing
Cellular component (GO): mitochondrion
Molecular function (GO): 3'-tRNA processing endoribonuclease activity
Source: RefSeq, a predicted model, not a curated record